AUGGAACUACUCCACGUGAUCAUUAAAUCCGGUCCAUCACCUCGUCCUCUGGCGUGGUCUUUAGAAGUCUCGUCGUCAGAGAACGGUGAAGACUGGCGAAUGAUUAGAGCUUUCGGCGACAGGGAUCACUGCCGGAAGCUUUGGGACUUGAGACCUGAAAGGAGAAGACGCAAGGCCAGGGCAGCAAAAAGAACCAACAGAGCUGAUAAACCUGCAUGUUCCACACAAUUUGUUAGUCCAAGGCCAUUGGAAAACGGAGAGAUGCACGUAGGCAUAGGUGAGGGUGUGUCGGCUAGGCGCGUACGCAUCUCGUUCCGUGCCCCUCACUCCAGUGCUCCUCGGCAGCAGUACUACACAGUACGCGCUCUUACGCUUGCAGCCAGGUGCCUUUGCCACGGACAUGCGGAAAAGUGCGAUGUGGAUGCUGAGGGAGCAAAGUGCUCAUGUAUCCACGGGACGUGCGGGAGUCACUGUCACCGUUGCUGUUCGGGGGCACCGUGGGCGCCGCACCAAGUUUGCGCGGCGGACGCCCGGCCCGACUGCGAAUGCGGGGACCGGGGUGCUUGCUCCUACGAUGACACAGGCGCUAUACUCUGCGUUAACUGCACGGAGAACCGAGCUGGUCCUCUAUGUGACAAGUGUUUAUUUGGAUAUUACAACAGCCUACCUGACGGACCCUGUCUGCCUUGUGACUGCGAUCCUCAAGGCUCUGAUGGAUCUUGCGUAUGGAACAGAAAGUACCACCAGACAGUUUGCACCUGUUUCCCUGGAUUUACUGGACACUUGUGUGACGUCUGCGAGGAUCCUGACGCCGUGUAUCCGAACUGCCAGAUCGUCACCCCUCCCACCUGCAAGUGUGAUCCAAGGGGAAUUGUUGACUCAACCAAGGUCUGCGAUGAAGUUUGCGAAUGCAAGGCAAACGUUGUGGGCGAACGUUGUGACGCAUGCGCUCCCGGUCACUACGGGCUGAGUGAACAUCUACCUGCUGGCUGCAGACCCUGCUACUGCUCACACAUCACUGACUCCUGUACCCUAGCCACUGCUGAUGAACAGGAACCUUCUAGAGAUAUAAUAUUGCCGUUAGGAGAAACUUGGCUGAUCACCGAUUCUCAAGCCAAUGAGACGUUGGAGCCCUCUAUCGAUGAGCAAGGACAACCUUUCGUUAUUAGUUACGAGGUAGAAGGAUGGGAGUAUUUCUACUGGAUAUCGAACUCAUUCUCCGGGGAACAGCUGUCAGCGUAUGGUGGCGAAGUCCAAGCGUCGCUGUACUGGGGCAUCGUGAGAGGGGAUACAGGCGAUAAUCCCACUUACGGACCUGAUGUUAUUCUUAUUGGAGGUGAUGGUACAAAACUCGCCUACUCAAACACGAGCCACGAGACUCCUGGACAACUACAGAUCUCAGUGCCAUUGGUGGAAGGGAGCUGGUUAGUCAUGGGAGAGGAACCGGAGCUGGCCAGCAGGAUACAGCUGAUGGACGUGCUCAGAGACGUGAAGGGCAUCAUGUUGAAGGCUCAUUACCAUUUUGAUCAAGAUGAGGUACGGCUCGAAGGCGUGUCCGUGCACGGCCCCACCGAGGUGGUGGGCGAGCGCUGCGCGUGCCCGCGCGGCUACACGGGCGCGCACUGCUCGCGCUGCGCCUGGACACACGUGCGCGCGCACCGCGCCCGCGUCGAGUGCGUGCCCUGCGCCUGCAACGGACACGCGCGCUGCGAUAUUGUGGAUGGACCGUGCGGUCCCUGCCAGCACAACACUACAGGCCCACACUGCGAGCGAUGUCUUCCUGGACACUACGGCAACCCAGUUCAGGGAGCUUGCAAACCUUGCGCGUGUCCUCUGUACGAAGCGGGCAAUAAUUUCAGUCCAAACUGUGCCUUAGCCAGCGCCGAAGGAGACGAGUACGUGUGCACCCAGUGUCCUGAUGGGUAUACCGGGGAUCAUUGCGAGAACUGCGACUUCGGGUACUGGGGCUCGCCCACGACAGCGGGCAGCUCGUGCCAGGAGUGCGCGUGCGGCGGCUCGCCGUGCCACCCCACGUCGGGGCUGUGCCUCACGUGCCCGCCGCACACCGAGGGCGCGCGCUGUGACCUCUGCAAGGAGGGCUAUUGGCGCGCGGGGUCGGGCGGCGCAUGCGCGGCAUGCGCGUGCGGCGCGGGUGCGCUGUCCGGCGCGUGCGACGCGCGCUCGGGGCAGUGCGCCUGCCGCCCCGGCUGGGCCGGCCGCGCCUGCGACUCUUGUGCCCCGAGACAUGGCGGUUUGUCUGCUGGGUGUCCAUCAUGUCGGUGCGGCACAGCGGCUAUCAAUGAUACGUGUGACCCGAUCACGGGGGAGUGCGCGUGCGCAUCUGGCGCAGCACCGCCAUCUUGCGACACGUGCCUCGACGAGCAUUACGGGCUUAACACUACCGGCUGCUUAGGUAAGUCUUUUAAUAGUUCAACUUUGUGCUCAUAG
Arctia plantaginis is the source of this 2448-nucleotide messenger RNA. Lineage: Eukaryota; Metazoa; Arthropoda; Insecta; Lepidoptera; Erebidae. The record is from the annotation of a GenBank genome assembly.